CUGAGGAUGACCAAUGAAACAUCGGUGAGCAACUUCAUCCUUCUGGGAUUCCCAACUCUUCGGAGAUGGCGUCUGUCCCUGUUUAUACUCAUCCUUGUCAUCUACAUCCUCACAGUGGCAGAAAACAGCUUCAUCAUCAUCAUUGUGAGGGUCAGCCAGCAGCUCCAGACCCCAAUGUAUUUCUUCCUUAGCAACCUGUCAUUCCUUGAGAUCUGGUACACAACUGCUGUCAUCCCUAAGAUGUUGGAGACCUUUCUGACAACCAGGACAACCAUUUGUCUUCACUGUUGCCUGGUGCAAUCCUUCUUUCACUUCUUCCUUGGCAUCACUGAAUUCCUGAUCCUCACUGCCAUGUCCUUCGACAGAUACAUUGCCAUCUGCAAACCUUUGCAUUACACAACCAUUAUGACCAGGAAACUCUGCUCUUUACUGGCUUUAGGAUCUUGGUCACUGGGGUUUGUUGUUAUCUUCACCCAGACUGUUUUGCUCUUGAAGCUGCCAUUUUGUGCUGGUAACAUCAUCGACCAUUACUACUGUGACAUAGGACCCAUUUUGAAAUUGGCUUGCUCUGACACCAACCUAGUUGAAUUCCUGGGCUUGCUUGGAACAGUCACCAUAAUUCCCAGUUCUUUUCUCCUCACAGUGGUUUCUUAUAUCUAUAUAAUCUCAACCAUCCUGAGAAUCCCCUCCAGCAAGGGACGACAAAAAGCUUUCUCCACUUGCGCUUCCCAUCUCACGGUGGUCACCCUUUUUUACGGAGCCGUUCUCUUCAUGUAUUCGAAACCCACCGCCCACUCCUCCUUCAGCCUCAACAAAGUUGUCUCGGUUCUCAACACUGUGGUGACCCCACUGCUGAACCCUUUCAUUUAUACGAUACGGAACAAAGAAGUGAAAGCAGCUCUGAAGAAAGCUAUAACCAAGUGA
Messenger RNA from Euleptes europaea (tarantolino), 924 nucleotides. Its product is annotated as olfactory receptor 6X1-like. Gene Ontology annotation, cellular component: membrane. The transcript has a single exon. Lineage: Eukaryota; Metazoa; Chordata; Lepidosauria; Squamata; Sphaerodactylidae. Gene Ontology annotation, molecular function: olfactory receptor activity; G protein-coupled receptor activity. The record is from RefSeq and is a predicted model, not a curated record. Bases 7 to 924 code for a protein of 305 amino acids. Gene Ontology annotation, biological process: G protein-coupled receptor signaling pathway.